CCGUAGAUGCACAAUGAAGAUCUGCAAAUCAGUUACAUAUUUAGAGACAAUCUUGUGCCUUUUGGUCACAUUCUCUAUACAAGAAAUGUGCCAUCAUGACAAAGGGGGCCACAUCACAGGAUACAAAGGACAAAUACAAGAAGGCCACAGUCUGCAUUGUUGUGGAAAUCUGACGUAUAACAUCUCAGGAAGUUCUUGCUGUAAUGGUAAGAUAACACCAGGAUUAAGCCAGUCGGUGGCUGACUGCUGUGAAUCUGUAGCCUACAAUCCUCUAAAUAAGAUUUGCUGUAAUGGCCGUAUUCAGACUCGAAACAGUGCUCAAGAGAAGUGCUGUGGUUCAGAAAUUUACCAAAUGAAGACUCAUUUGUGCUGUGUUGACACUAUAUUUGAACUGGGGGAAAAUCUUUUCUGUUGUGGCAACAAUUUAUAUAACAGGAAAACCCACUCCUGUACUAAGGAUCUACAAGUGAAGCCCAAUCUCGAAACUUGCUGUUCAAAAAUGACAGAUGUACUGUCCACUGAGAACAGUUUCACAAAGAAAAGUGCUGGUUCAACAUUGAUUCAAAGCAAGCAACAACCCGUCUCCACCUCAGUAAGCCCACCCACCAAAGUCUCAGACCUGAUGUGUGCAUCAAAAGACUACAAUCCACAAGAGAGCAUUUGUUGCUCAGGGAACCCGUAUAGGAAGACAUCAGCACUUACUAAGUGCUGUGGUAAAGAUAUCUACAGUCUAUUAGAUGAGACAGUGCUGUGCUGCAAUGGAAAACUUCAUCGCAAUUUACCUGAACAGUCUGAGUGUGUCGGAGGUGUUGUAUAUACUCCUGGAGAGACUGCCUGCCAACUGUAUGUCCGUCCUCGUCUUGGUGAACACUGUUGUGGUGAAAAAACCUUAAAUCCUGAAAUUCACAUUUGCUGUAAUGGACACAGGUACAACAAGAAAAAUGUUACCUUCUGUUGUGGCUCAAAAGCCUAUGACCCAUAUGACAAGAGCUGGAGGUGUUGCUCAGGUCACCUCUACGCCACCCGUUUAGAUGGGAAAGCAGAGUGCUGUGGAACCCUCUUGCUGGAAGAUAAUACAUAUCAAACUUGCUGUUCUUCCACAAGCCAUGCCAUGCUUUAUGAAAACCAACCAAAGCACAUGUGUUGUGGGAAUAAUUACUACAACACGUCCCUGUGGAGUUGCUGUGCAGGACAUCUCAAACCAACACCAAAGACUGAUGUAUCUCAUACAGAGCUGAGCCUUAAGCCAUUAAUGGAGUUGAUCCCUGACAUAUGCAGUAAAAAAGUGCUCUUUGGAAAAGUGGAGAGUGUUGCACUAAACAGUUCUCAGCGUAACAUCGUGUUGAGAGUUUUUGUGAGGUUCCAUGUGAAUACGUCUGAAAUCAAAGACCCUUGGCUUAACGUGGCACUGGAUCACUGCAGCUCUCCUGCCCUAGAGCAUGGCAUGACCUACCUCUGGGAGAUAAACAAUAGUGUGUACAAGCCUCUCUCUCAUCCUAUUGACCAAAACUCUGACAUUCACAUGCUCUUAACUAUGUUACAAUUAUAUGAGGGUUGCAGUCAAAAAUAGCAAUACGUAUUAAGGUCUAUAUCCAGUCAUUUGAAACAAACUUGAAACUUGACAAGAACCUCAAUCUUUCAUUAAUGGUAAUGGCACAUUGAAAGAUUAAUUUGAAUUUGGUGUUUAAAAGCUAAAACCUCCUUAUUUCAGAAAAAUAUUUUACAUAGAAUUAUGACAUCUGUUACACUUUACACACCAAUAACAUCUGCAGAGGAUUUACAUAGAGUAGUAGUUAUAUCUGGACCUCCCAAGAAUAGAUUAUUCCUUUUUGGUGCGAUGUAUUAAGCUAGUUUAUUUGAUCAGUCUCUAUUUUGAAGUCUUUUUAGCUACUCUUCGAAUGUGACUGCAUAGAAAAUAACUUUUCUCCUAUUCUAUACUGAGUUCACUUGAAGAUUUAUUUAGUUUAACUGAUGUGCAGUGUUAAAUCCUUUAACAAUGCAAGAUGCACUGCAUGGCCUAAUACAUGUUUUUAUCAAGUACUGUGUUUUCAUCUGUCUCAGGUUUGUUCCAAUAUACUAUUUCAUAUUUUUUACGUUUUUAAGUGUUUUAUAGUCCUUUAUAAGAUGCAGGUGCUUAUACAAUUGCUUUUAGUUUAAUCAUAUUUGCCAUUUAAAGGACAUAAUUGUUCUUAAAAGCUAACAAUUCAUGAUUUAAAAGAAAGCAGGUGUUUCUUAGUUUUUUGUGUAUUUUUGUGUUAUACUCAACCAUAUUCUUUUUGCAGUUAUGCAUUUCUUUUAAUUUCAUUUGAUUGAUCGAUCGAUCGAUCGAUUGGUUCGUAACUACUUGCCAAACAUUGUAUUUUGUACUAGUAUAUCAUGUACUAACAUGGAAACUUUUCUUUAAUCUUCUCUUAUCUGUUAAGUACUGUUCCAUUCUCAUGUCUUAAAUACAACUGAAGCUAAUCACACAACUUUCAUAUUCAUUGUUGUGUUAUGUGAAGCAGUGUAUUAUAUUAUUGCAGACAUGAAAUUAUACAACAGUUACAUAAUAUUACAUAACUUGUAAUACAUAUAAAAACUAACGUUUAUAAAUAAAACUUUUUUGAGAGACGUGAAUGUGUUUGAGUGAUAUAAAAAAAAACAAUGGCAAACAUGAGGGCUUGGGGACAUGGACAUGGGGAAACAUAAACCAAUGAGCAAACAGAAAUGUAAACAAGAUAACAAGACAAUAAGCAUAAACCAAUUGCAAACUAGAACUGAUAACAACACAAUGAAACAAUAAACCAAUUAAAACAUGAACAUGGAGAUGACACAAGAACAUGAAAAUGACACAUGAACAUGUAGGGAAAACAGGACAUAUAAACUUUUCAAAAUAAAAGACAUGGAAUCAAGACAUGAACAAAAACACAUCUAUACAUGACAUAUCCCCCCUCUAGGGGCGGCUCCAGAUGCCCCAAAACAAAAACAGUGUUCAAGAGGCAACAGGAGGAAUAUGGGAGGGGCCUGGUACGUGGAGCAGAGGUUUGCUUGUGACAUGGCAUGGAGCAGUCUGGGGUUAGACUGAAACAUGGCAUGGAGCAGGCCGAACCUGGCGUGGCUGUGACAUGGCAUGGAGCAGGCUGACCCUGGCGUGGCUGUGACAUGGCCUGGAGCUGACUCUGGCGUUGCUGUGACAUGGCCUGGAGCUGACACUGGCGUUGCUGUGACAUGGCCUGGAGCUGACACUGGCGUGGCUGUGACAUGGCCUGGAGCUGACACUGGCGUGGCUGUGAUUUGGCCUGGAGCUGACUCUGGCGUGGCUGUGACAUGGCCUGGAGCUGACUCUGGCAGGCAUUGGCAAUGGCGUGGGAUGCUGGCUUGGAGGCCAUGUCGUGGAACUCUGGCUCUGGUUUGGAGGCUGUGGUUAAGGCUCAUGCAAGUUGCCAGAAUUAGCCAACUCAGCAUCCGUUUUAAAGGAUUUCUGGGCUUUAGGUUGUCUCCAUCUUCCAAAGGCAGCUCCAAUAUUUAUCCUUGUUUUACUACACCUCUGUUCAUGGUGGUUUUUAGAUGGAUGGCGAAGCUUUUUAGGUAGGGUGGAAUCAGUUAUCUGAUCCAGUUCGUUUGCUGGCUUCCAUGGCUGAAGCAGGCAGUGUUGUUUGCCUGCAAACUUGUUCAAAUCUGGCAACCCGACGGUGUUGAAAUACUAUUGGUGAGUGGGCAGUGGGUGGGAUCACACUGACCAAAACAUCUCCAUUAAAUGCAAUGAGAAUAUUGAUGGGAGAAAUGCCUUUGGAUUUGAGGAGGGAGAAACUAGCUAUAACAUACUGGGUGAUACUACAGGGUGUGGUAGAUAAACAUCCUACCCAUAGAGAACUAGAGGACUGUUGGGAGUAUAAAUGUAAAGGAAGUAAUAACUUCAGGUGGAAAAGUGGGCAGUGGGCCAAAGAUAUAGGAAUUAAUAGUAAGUCAUUUUGUCCUGUGGUGUCUUUAUGUGGUAAACAAUUUUGGAAAACCCCAGAAGCAAUGGUUGAUAUAAGUUUACUAGAAGAACCGAGGAAUAUGAAAGAUAUUAUGGAAAAAGGUGAGUACAAUAUUGAGUGAGAGAUUUCAUUCAUUUAUACAAAUAUAUUCAGAUGGUUCCAAAGAUCCAAUAAAUCAAAAUGUUGGCAUAGGAGUGUUUACACCUAAAUUUAAA
This is a messenger RNA of Xyrauchen texanus (razorback sucker), 4174 nucleotides long. RefSeq names its product galaxin-like. The coding region runs from base 14 to 1570 and encodes 518 amino acids. The record is from RefSeq and is a predicted model, not a curated record. The transcript is spliced from 12 exons. Lineage: Eukaryota; Metazoa; Chordata; Actinopteri; Cypriniformes; Catostomidae.